AUGAGCGACAGUCCACGUAAACGAGAUAUGAUGAAGACGUACUUUUCGCAGAAGUACGAUAAAGUGCUGGACUCACUUUUGGUUGCUGACACAACUGCGGCGUUAGCAUGUGCUGCUGGGGUCAAUUCACAUCCAAAGAAAAUACCUAACAUGGAGGUAGUACAAGGCAUAGCUAGUUCAUUGUUCAAUGCAUCGAUAGAGAGGUUGAAAGUAGAAAAAGAUGGGUCCUUGCCGUCCAGUAUAGCAGAUACGACAGAGAGUUCAGAUGAUUUUUGGAAAGAUGAAAACUUUAGGCAGGAAAUAGAUGCAGAAAGCCAUAUAACAACUAUGGAUUCUGUAGAGAAGACUGCAGUAAAGAUUGAAAAUAAGACUAGAGAACAUUUUGUGGAUUUAUUCGUUGAGAAGCUUAUCACUAAGAUGAUACCAGACAGAUUGCCCGAAAGAGAGCAUUUUGGAGAAUUAUCAGAGGAAGAGAAACGCAAGUCUCAGACUGUGUCUGCUACCGUUCUUACAAAAAAUCUGAAGAAAUUGACACCGAAGAUGGGAGAGGUCUUUGAAUUUCAAGAUUCUGUUGUGCGUUUGCUAACUUGGAGAAAUUCGUCUGGAACGGUCACCAUGUUGAUUCUUUGCACAAUGAUUUGCUAUAAUCCAAUGAAUUUGAUCACAAUGCCACUGCUAUACAUCGCCUUUGGGCUCAUGGUCCCCGGAUAUAUGCAAAGACAUCCACUUAGAAGAACUCUGUAUCCUGUCAGGAAAGUUUAUGGAAGAUCACUGUUGAAGGAUAUCACAGAUAGUGGCACAGGGAGAGCUUGGCAUCCGCCGGGUGCUAUUCAGGAAUAUUCGUACGGAGCUCAGACGAACGAUAGCGAUUCGCCCUCUUUGGAAGAUCCAUUGAGCAACGGAGUUGAAUUUGUAGCAAAUUUGCGUGAUAUUCAAAGUGCCACUACCGCAACAGUUGCAUUUUCAGAAUCGCUGGAAAAAUUCGUAUAUGGUACUGCUGGUUUCAAAAAUGAACGGUACUCUACUGUGGUCUUUCUCAAAUAUAUAUUCUGGUUCUGCUUUUUAGGCAUUGUAUCCAAGUUUAUCAAUUGGAGUCUGGUACUCAGCUUUUGGAUUUGGUAUAGUAUGAUUAAAUCGCAUCCAAAAGUUAAGAAGAUGCUCGGGCCAUUCAAACAGAAUGCCAAACAAGAGGUCGCCAAAACAAAGAAAAGCGAUGGUUUGGUACUUGAUGAGCCUCCCGAAGCAAAAUUUGUUGAAGUUUAUGAGAUAUAUCAACAAGGUAUAACGCCGCGCCAUUGGGAGUUUUAUAAGUAUUCCAAUCAGGUGUUUGAUCCUUUGGACAAAUACAGAAAGUUGCAGCAACCGCCUCCGGGAGUAUUUUGCUUGGACGAAAUCCAUCCUCCAAAGACGUGGACAUUUGAUGAGAAUUCUAAAUGGGAAGUUGAUUACAAUGUUGAAAAAUGGGCAACAGAGAGAGGUCUCAAGUACAGCAUGGAUGAGGAGUUUCUUGUGGACGACUCAUUUAAGAGACGUAGGCUAGCUCGGAGAGUCCUCAGAUACGCCAGUCCUGCGCCUAAACCUUCAUAUAAGUACAAGAAAUAG
Torulaspora delbrueckii is the source of this 1602-nucleotide messenger RNA. RefSeq names its product Pex28p (gene PEX28). Gene Ontology annotation, cellular component: peroxisomal membrane. Gene Ontology annotation, biological process: peroxisome organization. NCBI's taxonomy places the organism in Eukaryota, Fungi, Ascomycota, Saccharomycetes, Saccharomycetales, Saccharomycetaceae. The record is from RefSeq and is a predicted model, not a curated record. The coding region runs from base 1 to 1602 and encodes 533 amino acids. The transcript has a single exon.